AUGUCAAACGAGGAUGAAACAACUCGUUUAAUGUCUUCAGAUGAGAUGGACUAUUUAUUGGAAACGGCUGGGAUCAACGCCUUGGAAGAAAUCAUUAGUCAAAAUGACAGUACUGGAAUAAAUUUGGAUACUAAUGAAACAGCUCAGGACAGUAGCUAUGACUCUAUCCGGCGCUCCCCCAGUAUUUUGAGUGUUGCCAAAAGCGUUGAGGGAGAGCAUGGACGUAGAAAACUAUUAUGCCUUUACGGCCUUGUUAUGAUUAUCUGUAUUGCGGAGUCUAUUUCUAUGACUGCUACAAUACCGUUGGUGAUGGACAAGGUAGCGGAAGGAAUUUCAGAUGAGAAUGGACAUUAUGAUUCCGUGGCUGUACAGACAAUAGUUUCCAGCAUUUCUUCAUCCACUAUGAUGAUAGCAGGGGCAAUCAGUAUUUUCAUGGCUGGUAAGUGGGGAGAAUUAUCCGAUAGAAUAGGAAGAGUGCGUGUUUUCAAAUACAUGAGCGGCAUCAGGGUCAUAGGGCUUCUUACGCACGUCUUUACCCUAUCAUCGAAAAUGAAGUAUCACAAAUGGGCUAUUGUUCUUACUGCGUGUAUCGUACCAUCAUUCGGUGGCUUGUUUGCGCUAGUGGCGAAUGGAAAUAGUUACGUUUCAGAUAUAGUGAAAACUGAGCACAGAAUGGUGACAAUAGGAAUAAUGAUGAGUUGUAUAUAUGCCACUAUGGGCGUAGGCCCAAUGUUUGGGUCCUUUCUGGUGAAGUGGACUCAUGGAAACGGGUUCAUUCCUAUUUACACAUCAAUAGCGUUUGUUAUACUGGCGCUUAUAAUAUGUGAGACAAUCAUGGUGGAACCGCGCCAUGAAACCCAAAUGGCCCAUUCACAAUCAACUUAUACAAAGAGGAGAGAGAAACUAAGAUCACAAUCGGGUUCUGACGAUGCAAGAAAUUACCAAUCCGUUACUUAUGGAAAAUUUCAAAUAAUGAGGUUAAUGGACCUGCUCGCUCCAGUAAAAAAGUUAUGGCUGAAGCCCGACAGUGCAGGGUCUUUAGUACCCCGGCAUACCGUAAUAUUACUCAUUGUACUCGAUAUACUAUUUGUCUGUGGAACGACAUCGUGUAUGCCAGCAUUGAUUUUGUUUUCUACAUAUGAGUACAAAUGGCAUGCAGUAGAGCUAGGUUAUUUCAUAUCGAUACUGGGUAUCGGAAGAGGUGUUGUGUUACUGGUCGUAUCACCUACAUUACUGUACACGCUAAAGAGGAUUUAUCAACACUUGAACCAUUCGAUAGACAAGAUAGACAUCUUUUGCAUACAGUUUUCUAUGAUUGUUAUAACACUGAGUCUCUUUGUCAUGAUACGAUUUGGCGAGAAAACUCCCACAUCCAUGAUAAUAUUCGCUCUUUUACAGGCAUUGAGCGCGUUUUGUUCACCAACUUUGCAGUCUGGUAUCAUAAAGUACACCUCUAAGAAACAUACAGGCGAGAUGUUCGGAGCAAUGGCUUUGGUAAGGUCCUGUGUUAUGCUUGUCAUCCCUCCCAUCCUCCUUAAGCUAUAUGGAAGUACUGUCUCCGUUAAUCCUAGUCUGUUUAUGUAUAUACCGUUCUCAACAAGUAUUGUUGCCAUCUUGUUGACAUUCUUCCUAAGAAUUUACAAGAACCCUCCGCUGGACGGGCCUUAA
This is a messenger RNA of Saccharomyces cerevisiae S288C, 1668 nucleotides long. RefSeq lists its product as uncharacterized. Bases 1 to 1668 code for a protein of 555 amino acids. The transcript has a single exon. Gene Ontology annotation, molecular function: transmembrane transporter activity. Gene Ontology annotation, cellular component: membrane. NCBI's taxonomy places the organism in Eukaryota, Fungi, Ascomycota, Saccharomycetes, Saccharomycetales, Saccharomycetaceae. The record is from RefSeq and is marked reviewed. Gene Ontology annotation, biological process: transmembrane transport.